Pezoporus flaviventris is the source of this 4048-nucleotide messenger RNA. RefSeq names its product regulator of G protein signaling 9 binding protein (gene RGS9BP). The record is from RefSeq and is a predicted model, not a curated record. NCBI's taxonomy places the organism in Eukaryota, Metazoa, Chordata, Aves, Psittaciformes, Psittacidae. Gene Ontology annotation, cellular component: photoreceptor outer segment; neuron projection. Gene Ontology annotation, biological process: detection of light stimulus involved in visual perception; G protein-coupled receptor signaling pathway. The coding region runs from base 427 to 1140 and encodes 237 amino acids. The transcript has a single exon.
UAGCCAGCCGUCGGCUGCCGCCCUCGAGAGCCUUGCUUUCUUUUGAUCUGAUUUUUCUCCUCCCUCCUCAGUGUUCGGCGCUUUUCAAAAAGCGGCGCCCGAUCUACGGGAGUCCCGUUUCAGCGCGGUGCGGAAUGAUCCACCUCGCUUCCGCGGCACAGCGGCGGUAGCGGGCUGGGAGCGAUGCUAUCUGUCCCUCGGGGCUCCUCGCAGCCCGCCCGAGCUCCCGGAGACGUCGGAGCCGCCUGAGCAGCCGGCGAGGAAGCGAGGCGGGCGAGAGGGUGCUGAAUGCAGCGCGACCUGAAGCCACUGCCUGCCAUGUGUGCUGGUAGCAUCCGCCUUUGGCAGCUCCCUGGUCCCGGUACCGGGUAGUCGGGCGGAGCAGAAGCAGGGCAGACCGGCGCGGAGGCACCUGCCGCCGGGAUCAUGGUGAAGGAAGAGUGCAAAGCGCUGCUGGACGCGCUCAACAAGGUGACCGCCUGCUACCGGCACAUGGUGCUGACCAUUGGCGGCACUUCGGACUCUCAGAACCUGCGCGAAGAGCUCAAGAAGACCCGGCAGAAAGCCCAGGAGCUAGCGGUGGCCAACAGAAACAAGCUCACCACGGUCCUGAAGGACAAAACCGUGAGUAAAGAAGAUAAAGCUGAGUUCGAGAGGCUAUGGGUGAUUUUCUCCACGUGCCUAGAGAUCCUGGAGAUAGACAUGAGGAGAGCCCUGGAGCUGGGCCACGAGUUCCCACUGAACGUCCCCAAAAAGCACCUGAUCCAAACAGGCAUGAGUGGGGGAACCUCUGGCGUGGCUGCCAGGGCCAUGAGCGUCCAGAACAUGAAAUAUGAGGCCGAGCACAAUAUAGACGUGGUGGAUUUGAAAGACCUCGAAAAUGAGAUUAACCAGGUAGGAGAGAUGAUGUACGAGAUGGAAAUGAAGGUCAAUGUCCCCCAGUGGACAGUAGAGGCUAAGCAAGACCCGGGGGCCGAACUAAAAUCCACCAUCAGCGUCGGCGCAUCUUCUAUUGGCAUGAUCUCCGUGGAGGAAAAUAAAUCCUUCUGUGAUAUCAGCAAGGUUCUAGCUGGGAUUAUUUUCUCUGCAGUGCUCAUUAUCGCUAUUGUCCUGGCUGUGUGUGUGGUGAAACUCUCUUAGGGUGGUGUGGGGCUGACCAGAGUGACCCUGUCAGUCUCUUUCACACCUCACCUUUCAUCUCAGAAUGGGUCACUUGGAUGAGCUGAGAAUUUAAACGUAGCACUUUGAAAAACAAAGCAGAACUGCCUCUCAGUAUCAUAAAAUGCACGCUUUGUUUCUUCUUCUUUGAAGAGAUGCACAUCAGCCUGCAGCAUAGGAUGAUAUCUUCAUGUGUUGGACUUGUAACGGUUAACUGUGAAGUAUCAGGGUAUUACCACUGCUGGCUAUAGCAGGGAUUUGUCUGCUAUUAAUAGAUGGCUAUUCGCAGAAGCCUGUAUUUUUUGUUCUUCAACAGGCUCUAGUGUUUGCUACUGGUCACUGUUUACAGUAUUGGAGAGUAACAUGAAUUCGGAGUCUAAUGCAGGUGUUUUGUAACAAAAUGAAUAUACUAAAGGGGAUUUAAUCAUACACACAAAAUAUUAUUUUGGUGGAGGAAAAGGGGAAGGAUGAAAACCUUGAAAAAGCAUGUGAACAACCUCUAUUUUGGAUUUGCUAAUAGUUGGAGGUGAGGGGGGGAGGAGGGAGAAAACAGCCUAAGCUGUGUUUGAUACCAAACUCUGCUGAAUUAGACUGGGUUGUACAAACCCCAGUGCAUGGACUGGCAUUGCGUACAUGAAUGACUAAUCACUUCCCAAUUUUUCCCAGGGAGAAAAAUGGGAGAGUUGCGUAUUCAGAAAAAUCCCAGCAAGAGUUCUCAUCCACAUGUACCAUGAGUUUGUGUUCCCCUACAGAAAGGCAACUGGUUCCAAUUUUUCUUUUUGUAGAAGUUAACGGUUUGCAUCUCACAAUUAACUAUGGAAAUAGGAGCAAUGAAUCUGCCCACAGCAGAGGCGGUCAUUUUUGAAAAUAGAUUUUAGAAGAAAAGAAAAAAUUUAAAGCAGACCUUUCUAUAAUGCAGAGGGAUCCUCUCUCAGGUUGGCAGGCAGGGAUUGAUGCCUGUUUAUGGACUGUCACAUUUCUGCAAGUUCUUGAAUUCUUUGCAGAAAACCAGAGAUAGAUGAAAAUGCCUCUCAGUUUCCUGCCUCACUCUUGUCUGAUUAACCUGUGAAGCAGGGAGCCUGUAGGACUGGUCCAGCUUGAUACAUGGCAAUUUUGGCAGGUAAAUGUAAGAGCAUCGUAAAAUUUUCCAGUGCUUCCUUAUGGAAUUGUCUACAUUUACAUGUAAAGCUGAGGGGACAGACACUAAUUUUGCAGACAAGCUUUAUGUUUUUGUAAAAGGACCCAUGUUUGAUGGUGUUUCUUGUGUAACUUUAUGGAAAUACCUCCUGUUACUGUGAACACACACCACCCGAUCAAGAAAGCAUGGUUCAUACUUUCUAGUGCCAUAGGUGUAUGAAGCACUCCAUGGCCGAAUACAAAGGCCCUGUAAUAUUGGGGAUUAGUAAUUUAUUAUUCCUCUGCAGCGAUUAUUAUGGGCACAUUAUUAAACAGUAGCAACCAGACAUGUUUUGUGAAGUUCUUAGACAAUAGUCUUGAUGCUUGUUAAAUAAAAUGAUGUGGACAACACUCAUAAACAGCUAGUAUUUUUGAGUUCAGAACUAAACAUACUUUGAAAAACUUCAGCAAGCACUUUAUUCUUUAAAACUUAAGAGAACUGGAUAUGGGGAGAAAAAAUGUGACAAAUUUGAAUCCGGUCAUUUUGUACGUGAGAAAGAAAAUAAUAGAGAAAAGACAGUAGGUGGAGGCCUGAAUUACAGCCUAGAGACUAUCCUUACGCUGAAGGAUAUUGCAAGUUCUACCCAUAAAUCCAGCGUAGCUCCAUUCUCAUGCGAAUUCAGUUUUAUAAGAUGACUCCACGUUCCUUUUUACUGUAUUUCACUCCAUGUGAAGUACAUGUAUUUCAUUUCAUAGGAUGGGGUUUCUACAUAAUUAAUCAAGGUCCUCAGAUCCCUGGCAGCAUUCGAACAAAAUCAGGCCUGUACUUAUUGGUGCUACUGCUUCAAUCUGUCUAGACAAGGUGUAAUUGUUGUGUGUUGAUUUAAAUGGGAUCAUCUCCUUCACAGUCAUCCUGACUAAACAAAUUCAUGGAAAAUACAGCAAAAGCUGCAGGAGAAUGUACAUAUUUGGAGUGCCACUGCUAGUCCUUGAGGAUUUGUGGGCAUUUGAACUCUGUGCUCUGCUUUUAUUUAGUUCAGAGGAAGGUGGUCAAGAAGUUGGACUCUGUGCUGUGCUUCUUGAAAGCUCCAUGUUCCUUCUGAAAUCAGAUUGCUUAACCACAUGUUCUGAAAACCCAAGUAAUGCAAGUCUGGUUUCUGGUGGAUUAGUAAAUGGUAACACCUACCCAGUGUUCAUUACCAUAUAUCUUGGUGUCCUGAAGUGGGUACAGUGUUUAUUCAUGGUUAGUUGUGUAGAACCUUUAAGAACAAGUAAUCUCAUCUUCCAAAGUAAGCUUCAGCAAGUCAGUGAAUUGUAAAUUUUCAGUCAGUUGCAAUUUUUUGAAUUUGGAUUUUUGGAUACAGGACUCAAAGAAUUCACAUAUGUAGCCUAUAACUAUGUGUCUUGCUUCAUUAUAAGUAUGUAAACAUUAGUAUUUAAAGGACUGGACCUUGGAAAGAUAAUGUCCUUUCAAAUCUUAAGUCAAAGCUGGCUGCAGAUUUAUUCAUCAUUAGUUUGUACCUAAAAAUCUGUAUCAUCUUAUCUUUAGACUAUCUAAAAUUAAUAGAUUAAGUAGAAUUCUAACAGGAUUGGCACUAUCUAAAUAGAUCAUGUUCCUGCCACUGAUCUCCUACUCUCCUACACUAGAUAACAAGUGUACGCUCCAUGUGACGGAAGUCAGGCACAACAGCGCACAAUGUCAAACCAAGAUGAAACCACCACUGCCCAAAAGUACUGAUGCUUCUUUCAAAUUAAGAAAUAAAGCAAUGUUGUA